GUUGUUGUUUUCCAGACGUGAAAGUGUUUCUCUUUCAGCCUCGGCGCCAUUUUAUUGCUGCUGGAAAAAUAAAGAAAAAGCUGCAACAGCAGGCGGAAACGGGGACAUUAAUGUCCCCCAGCAUGGAGUGCUGAGUAAAAGAGUGAAAUUCCUUCCAGCAGAAGAGAUCUGCGUCUUCAGGAAUCAGCAGUGAGUCCAUGAGCUGUGUGUCCAUACACUAAUAUUCAAAAAUGGAGAGCCGGGAUCCGGACACAGAUAAUGUGACCCCACCCUCAGAAAACCGUAAAGUCCAGAUGAAGAGAUCAGACUCACCAGAACCCAGCUGUGUCUCCAUGAAGAGCGAUGCGUCUAUGGAGCCUCCCUGGGCCUUUAAAACUGGAAACCCGUCGCCUGGACACAGUGAAGUCCAGAUGAAGAGAUCAGACUCACCAGAACCCAGCUGUGUCUCCAUGAAGAGCGAUCGGUCUAUGGGUGUUCCCUGGAGCUUUAAAACUGGAAACCCGUCACCUGGACACAGUGUUUCGCAGAAGGCAGGAGACAGAAGAGAAAAGAUCUUCAUCACAGAUACAGGACACGCCCCAGAAUCUCCUGCUGUAAAUGAAUUCCAGAAAAAGUUCAGAUUAAAUCUGAUGAAGAAGUUUCAGUGUUUAAAUGGAGUGAUGAUAAAGCCGGAAACGCGAGCGCUCCUGAAUGAGAUCUACACCGAGCUCUACAUCACAGAGGGAGACAGUGGAGACGUCAAUAAAGAACAUGAGGUGAGACGGCUCGAGGCAGCGUCCAGGAGAAAAACAACAGAGGAAACGCCAAUCAAAUGCAGCGACAUCUUUAAGCCCUUAUCUGAAGAAGCCCAACCCAUCAGAACUGUAGUGACAAAGGGCGUGGCUGGUAUCGGAAAAACAGUCUCUGUGCAGAAGUUCAUUGUGGACUGGGCUGAAGGGAAAGCAAAUCAGGACGUCCCCCUCAUAUUUCCACUUCCUUUCAGAGAGCUGAAUCUGAUGAAGGACCAAAACCUGAGUCUGAUGGAGCUCCUUCAUGUCUGCUUUAAGGAAACCAGAGAAACAGAAAUGUCCAGGUUGGAAAAGGUUCUGUUCAUUUUUGAUGGAUUGGACGAGUGUCGUUUCCCUCUGGAUUUCCGGAACACAGUGAGAGUGUGUGAUGUAACUGAAUCAGCAUCAGUGCGUGUGCUGCUGAUAAACCUGAUCAAAGGGAAUCUGCUUCCCUCUGCUCUCGUCUGGAUCACCUCCCGGCCAGCAGCAGCUGAUCAAAUCCCCUCUGAGUACGUCCAUCGAGUCACAGAGGUACGAGGGUUCAAUGACCCCCAGAAGGAGGAGUACUUCAGGAAGAGGGUCAGUGAUCAGAGCCUGGCCGAGAACAUCAUCACACACCUGAAGUCAUUAAGAAGCCUGUACAUCAUGUGUCACAUCCCAGUCUUCUGCUGGAUUUCAGCCGCUGUCCUCGAGAGAAUGUUGGGUGAAGCAGAGAGUGGAGAGAUCCCCAAGACUCUGACUCAAAUGUACACACACUUCCUCAUCAUUCAGACAAACGUCAUCAGAGAAAAAUACUCAAAGAAGCAGGAGAGUGAUGAAGAAAUGCUGCUCAAACUGGGACAACUGGCUUUUGAGCAGCUGGAGAAAGGCAACCUGAUCUUCUAUGAGGAAGACCUGCGAGGGUGUGGCAUUGAUGUGACAGAAGCAGCAGUGUACUCAGGUGUGUGUACGCAGAUCUUCAGAGAGGAGCCUGGGCUUCACCAGAGUAAAGUGUACUGCUUUGUUCAUCUGAGCAUUCAGGAGCAUCUCGCAGCUCUGUAUGUGCAUCUGACCUUCAUGAAGGAAAAGAGGAAUGUUCUUGAUCAGUAUAAUUCCUCUACAAGAAACAUGUUUCUUAAACAUUUGGUCUAUAUUCAGAGUCAGUCCAAGACAAUUUCAGAUGUACACAGGAGGGCUGUAGAUCAGACGUUAAAAUCUGAGACUGGACAUCUGGAUCUGUUCCUCCGCUUUCUUCUGGGUCUCUCACUGGAGUCCAAUCAGAAACUCUUGCAUGCCUUAGUAACACAGACAGGAAGUAGCUCCCAGAGCAAAGAGGAAACAGUUCGGUACAUUAAGGAGAAGAUCAGUAGAGAUGAUCUUCCUGCAGAAAAAUCCAUCAAUCUGUUCCACUGUCUGAAUGAACUGGGUGAUGAUUCUCUCGUGGAGGAAAUCCAACGCUACCUGAAAUCUGGGAAACGAAGUGAACUCUCUCCUUCACAGUGGUCUGCUCUGGUGUUUGUGUUACUGACUUCAGCACAGGAGCUGGAGGAGUUUGAUCUGAGUAAAUAUAUCAGUCCAGAGAAGAUAACAGAUCGGGUUCUUGUGAAGGUGAUGCCUGUGAUUGCAGUGUCCAGAAAAGCCGUUAUCAGUUGUGAUAGAAUUGGAGGGAGCGGCUUUAAAGCUCUGGCCUCAGCGCUCAACUCAGAAACCUCCAAUCUGAGAGAACUGCAUCUGACUGUGAGGACACUGGAUCUGUCUGGGAAUAAACUAGAAGACUCAGGAGUGAAGCGUCUCUGCGCUGGACUGGAGAAUCCUCACUGUAAAGUGGAGAGCCUGGUGUUGAAGCAGUGUGGUGUCUCAGAUGAAGGCUGUGCUGCUCUGAGUUCAGCUCUGAGAUCAAACCACUCACACCUGAGACACCUGAAUCUGUCCGAUAAUAAUCUGGGAGACUCAGGAGUGAAGCGUCUCUGUGCUGGACUGGAGAAUCCUCACUGUAAACUGGAGAUACUGUGGUUGGUGCGGUGUGGUGUCUCAGAUGAAGGCUGUGCUGCUCUGAGUUCAGCUCUGAGAUCAAACCCCUCACACCUGAGAGACCUGAAUCUGUCCUGGAAUAAUCUGGGAGACUCAGGAGUGAAGCGUCUCUGUGCUGGACUGGAGAAUCCUCACUGUAAACUGGAGACACUGGGGUUGCAGCAGUGUGGUGUCUCAGAUGAAGGCUGUGCUGCUCUGAGUUCAGCUCUGAGAUCAAACCCCUCACACCUGAGAGUCCUGAAUCUGACCGGUAAUAAUCUGGGAGACUCAGGAGUGAAGCGUCUCUGUGCUGGACUGGAGAAUCCUCACUGUAAACUGGAGAGACUGGGAUUGCGUGAUUGUGGUGUCUCAGAUGAAGGCUGUGCUGCUCUGAGUUCAGCUCUGAGAUCAAACCCCUCACACCUGAGAGACCUGAAUCUGACCCGUAAUAAUCUGGGAGACUCAGGAGUGAAGCGUCUCUGUGCUGGACUGGAGAAUCCUCACUGUAAACUGGAGACACUGAGGUUGCGGCGGUGUGGUGUCUCAGAUGAAGGCUGUGCUGCUCUCGCUUCAGCUCUGAGAUCAAACCCCUCACACCUGAGAGAACUGUAUCUGUUUGGGAAUGAAAUCGGAGACUCAGGAAAGAAUCUGCUCUCUGCUCUUAAGGAUGAUGAGCGUUACAAACUACAGACACUGGGGUUGGUGCGGUGUGGUGUCUCAGAUGAAGGCUGUGCUGCUCUGAGUUCAGCUCUGAGAUCAAACCCCUCACACCUGAGAUACCUGAAUCUGUCCUGGAAUAAUCUGGGAGACUCAGGAGUGAAGCGUCUCUCUGCUGUACUGGAGAAUCCUCACUGUAAACUGGAGACACUGGGGUUGCGGUGGUGUGGUGUCUCAGAUGAAGGCUGUGCUGCUCUCGCUUCAGCUCUGAGAUCAAACCCCUCACACCUGAGACACCUGGAUCUGACUGGGAAUAAAAUCGGAGACUCAGGAGAGAAUCUGCUCUCUGCUCUUGAGGAUGAUGAGCGUUACAAACUACAGACACUGUGGAUUUGAUGAACAUCUGUGUGUGUGAUGAAGACUCUUGUGUUCCUGCAGUUCCAUGUUGGAAAUGAGCACUUUAUUAGGAACAACUUGUGACCUGCAUGAAACUGCUUACAGUACUCUGUGCAAUUUAUCAGUCAGAUCCAUUCCAAAGAAAUCAAAAUAUAAAGUGUUUUAUU
Messenger RNA from Neoarius graeffei (lesser salmon catfish), 3976 nucleotides. RefSeq names its product NACHT, LRR and PYD domains-containing protein 12-like. Gene Ontology annotation, molecular function: protein binding. Bases 231 to 3809 code for a protein of 1192 amino acids. The transcript is spliced from 15 exons. The record is from RefSeq and is a predicted model, not a curated record. Lineage: Eukaryota; Metazoa; Chordata; Actinopteri; Siluriformes; Ariidae.